Messenger RNA from Morone saxatilis (striped sea-bass), 4213 nucleotides. RefSeq lists its product as uncharacterized. The record is from RefSeq and is a predicted model, not a curated record. The coding region runs from base 1 to 3993 and encodes 1330 amino acids. Lineage: Eukaryota; Metazoa; Chordata; Actinopteri; Moronidae. The transcript is spliced from 21 exons.
AUGGAGGGAGAACUGGAGGAAUCAGAUGAGGAUGUUCAGGGAGAGGACAAGCCCACUGUGAUCUGGGAGAAGUGCAUUCAGCAGAGCAUCUUUGUUGACCUAAGUGAGGAUGAAAGUCUCCACUUGAGUGAUCUGGAGAGUUCUUUAGCUUUACAUCUGUCUCAGACAGAGUCUGCUGCCUCAGAGGUCAGCAUCCAUCUCAGUGGUAGUGCAGAGUUGUCAGCCUUGGAUGUUACCUCCUCAGAGUCCAGUGUUGUCAGCGAUCAGAGUGAGAGGGUAGUAGAGAGCAAGAGCAGCAUAUUGCACGUGUCUGCCCAAAGACCAAACACCAUGCAAGAUCAGCCUCCCUUAAACCAGGGUUGUGACGACCCGGGGCAAAAUACUAGUGACGAAGAUCAGGAUGACCUACCUUAUGAUGGUGACCUUGGAAGACGCUACUUCAACCAGACAGCUAUCUCUGAGGGCAACAUGAGCUCCGAUGGAAGAGAAACUGUUCAUGCAAGUCCUGAUGUUCCGGGUUUGCUUGAAUGUAAUAUAAGAGAUAGAGAUGAUGUUAUUGAUCGCUUGGAUUCUGUUGAGCACAAUUCUGAGGAACCAACAACUGCGGCUCCAGAGGAUGCCAACACCAAAAAGGACAUUUUUUUUGAUGCCUCCAAGCCAAGUGAGGUUUCCCCAUCAUGCCACUGUCCUGCAGACAUUAACCAGUUGUUGCUGCGACAUUUCUCCCAGGAUGAGUUGCUGCGGUCAGGUAGGCUGAUUGAGGCAGAGACCUUGCCGGAGGUGUCCCUGCUGGAGAGCAUGGAUGACACCGUUUUUAGCUGGGCUCCAACACACAACAGCACAGCAAUCAAUAAUAGCCACUCGGAGAGUGCUGCGUGUCAUUCUGAGAUUCAUUCUGAGAGUUUCUGCUCUGGCAGGGCUGAAGAAAACAGUAGAAGUGCAUCGAAAAAUUCAAGUUUAGAGGAAGAAGUAGAAAGGAAAAUUGAUAAUGUAACCUCUGCUGCUAAAGACAGCGUUACGUCCAGCUCUGCAAGCACUGACUCAAAGCAGGACAGUGGGGAUACAAGUGCCCUAGAUGAAGUACAGCAGGAAAAGACAGAAGAGGGUGAUGAGGGUCCGAGAGUCGCCCUUGUGCGCACCAGAUCCUUCAGUGAGAUGAAGUAUGGCCAGGGCCAAGUCCAUUACCCGCUCCCUGAUUUUUCCAAGGUUGCCCCCAAAGUAAAAAUCCCCAAAGCUCCAAGUGGACCAGCCAGACCUGUUCCUCAGAGCCCCAGCACCAUCCACAGAGCCCAGUCCUCUCCAGGGAUGUUAGAGGUGAUCAGCAGAGUCCUGGAGGAUUCAGUCCAGCCGUCAGAGAAGCCCUAUGUCUUCAAAGACGAAAACAAAGAGACUCCUCCAGCACUGGUGCAUCACCUGCAGGCUGAAUAUGAUAAAUUACUAACCAGAUAUGCUGAGGCAGAGAACCUUAUAGAUCAAAUGAGACUAGGAACCAAUACUCAGCUCUCUUCAGAACCAAUGCUUUAUUUCGAGUGUGAUGAUGAUAAUCAGGGAAACUUAGCUGGAGUGGAGGGAAGCCAUCUUGGAUCCUUGGCUCCUCACUUUCCCCCAUCAGAAAACUUUGGUGUAAAAGAAGCAACAACCCCCAAGAGCAACAUUAAAGAGGUGAACACAGCUUCUCCCAGCCAGCCUGAGGAGGGUCCCAGUGAUGGGGAAAGAAUGACUGCUGAGCUGACAGACAUCAUCCGCCAGUUCAUGCAGAAAGUGGAAGAAUUCAAAUUGAGCGUAAGCAACAUGUCAGUGAGCACAGCAGAACAGCAGAUGAUACUGAGGAGCAUUAUGGAGGCUCAGGACCAGCUGGAAAGAAAAUACAUCAGUAAGAAGGAAGAGCACAGAGCUCUGGAGAUGCAGAACUACAUGGGCCUGUCCAGGAACACUGGCACCUUUGACCCAAACAGGCAGGUGGAGGGAGACAUAUUCAGGAUAGGGAUGCACCUUGAGGACAUAAAGGAGAUGAUAGACAAAAACGUGUGUGAGCAGAUUUCUCCUCCCCAGUCAACCUCCACUCCUACGCCCAUGAAAGAGAUGCUGCAUGUGAGCCCCAGUCCUUUCUGCUUGGCCACACCCUCACCUCCACCAUCCCUGCAUGAGGGACCAAGUGCAGGUUUUUCCACUGUGGGUUAUAAUAUAGAGACACAGAAAGAGGGAAAAAAAGAAGAGGAAGAGGCCAGUGAGGCCCAUGCAGAUGACGGAUUACAGUGCGGUGUGGGGUUAGGUUCCACUGAGUGUUUGAGUCUCAUGUGUGCAGGGUUUUUUUUUUCUCUGUUCUGUUUCAGGAGCUCACAGGGCUCUCUGGGCGGACUGGACAUCCAGACAGCUGAGACUGAAGAGGAGAGGAGCUCUGUCUUGUCAGAGGCGAUAGAUCACAGUAACAUCUUAGCAUACUUGAGUGGAACGACCUCAUCCUCAAGACAGAGAGAGUGGACGCCCGACAGUUGUAGCUCCCUGUACAGUGUCCUGAACCCAGUGGGUGAAUGUGAUCUGGGUGAUUGUGUGAGUCUGGCUGUGGAGGUCUCUGCUUCCUCUGAUGCACCCAGAGUCUCAAGCACCCACAGCCUCUCAGAGCCGCCUCUCAACACCUCUUCUGUAUCACAGAGGAUUGUGAGCCCAGAGACAGAUAGUGGAUUUGGGAGCUCUUACUUGAAUCAAUCAGCUUCUGGAUCAUUUCAACCAAAUCUGCUCUCAGAAAGUGUGCAGUCCCAGAAUGAUGCUUUAAGUAGCUCCGACAGUGAGGGCUCCUGCUCCAACCUGCAGACCGCCAUCCAUUCAGCCAGCCUCACCAGCCAGCGGUGGGCCAGUCCCCACCCAUCAGUCCAAACACAGUCCUGUGGGGUGGCAGUGGCAGUGGAGCGGUGGGUGGAGAGCACCACUAAGGAGCCCUCAGUCAGGCUGCAGGGAUCUGAAGGCAGACCACCUGCUCAGCUCCAUCAGCACGUAUCUGAGCCCGUACUCAGCACCACCAUGGAUACAGAAGAGACAGACAGCCCACUGUAUUCCUGCUCUUGUAAUAGUGAGGCUAUCCUGGCCUUGCAGUCAGAGGUGUCAAGACUGAAGAAGGACCUUGAGGAGGGCUUGGUCCAGCUGCCUCACCUAGCACAGAAGAUGGACUAUCUCACCUGCAAAUACAGACAGGAUCGUCAGGAACGCAAGUCUAAAACCCGACCUCGGACCCACCACAGGCCAGCCUGCAACAGUGUGUGGAAGCCAUCGAGUAGCAGACAAAAUGUGAGCAAUCUCAGCUCCAGUCAGGUGCGGCUAGAGGACUGGAUCUCUUCAGACAUGGACCCCAGCAAGAGCAAAGGUGACAGUGAUGACGUGGCUGGCUCUGAGAUUAUGUUGCAAUAUAAACCUCAUGGGCAGCUGCAGUCCAACAGAGGGUCAGAGGGAAAUGGCUCAGGGAAAAACUCUGGUCUGACCAGCUCCAUUUUAAAAGGGAGGAAUGAGGAGGCUUGUGACAGCCAUGCCAAGCAGAGAGUACAAACAGCCGUCAUGGAGCGUUUUUACUCCAAGGAGAGAUGGUCUCUUUUCUCCUCUCCACCUCCUCAGAAGCCCCUUCUCCAGGUCAGCUACGCGUCCUCCAGCAGCCUGCCUGCAAGCUAUAAAGUGAGGGAGCCAAUGCUGCAGUCCACGUCCCAUCACAGAAAGCGCUCCACCCAGUCAGACUCAGCACUCUUGCCCAGCAAUGUGUACUUCCAGCGGACACUGUCCCCAGUAUCAGUGCCCUCAAAAACUGGCAGCAGGACAGGCAGACGCAGAGGGAGCAAGGAGGAAGAAAUGAACAAGACCUUAGACCAGGCUAUUGAGGUGGCCCGCAGCAUGAAGAGGACCACAGACCGAAUGGCCAAGAGACUGUCAGCUGACCUGGCCAAGGCUCAACUGCACAGGAAAAUGCACAGCCUGCAGCCACUAGGGGGCAGGAAACACCAUGCAUUAUAACAGGCAGGGUACAGAUCAGUUUAUUGUAAUCAUCAAUCUGCCAGUGCCUAUGAUACCUGAUGUAAAAUGUCUUUGUUGCACGAUAAGAGUUAUUUAAGGACAUUUUUGUGUUAAGUUAUUGAUUUUGUACACGGUUGUAUAUUUAUAAUACGUAGAGAAGUCUGAAAUCACACUGUAAAAAUUACAUUUUGUAUAUUGUAAUCUUACCUGUGCUUUGUAA